CUAGCGAGGCAAUAGCGCUGCAUUGUCUUUGUUCCUCCACUCAGAAUCUCUCCCCGUCUCUCUCUAUCCUUUCCUCUACUUCCAUUACAGUAUUACACGGGUCUGGAUGAUUGCAGAGACAGCAACAUGGCUGUGAAUCUCAGCAAGAACAGACUGGCCCUUCUAACAGCCUACCAGGAUGUUAUCAACGAGACCUCGUCCACCGACUGGGCCUUGUACACAUAUGAGGACAACAGCAAUGAUUUGACACUGGCAUCAUCAGGAGCUGGAGGUCUACCGGAGAUCACAGUGACCUUCGACAAUGCCAGGGUCAUGUACGGCUUCUGCAGCCUGAAGGAGCCCACGGCCGCACUGCCGCGCUACGUCCUCAUCAACUGGGUUGGUGAGGAUGUGCCUGAUGCAAGGAAGUGUCAGUGUGCCAGCCAUGUGGCUAACAUUGCAGAGUUUUUCCAGGUCAGUCUCACUGAGGGAGUCAACAUCAUCGUCAAUGCCAGCACCAUGGACGACAUCGAACCAUCCGCCAUUGGACAGAGACUGACCAAUGGGACGGCUUCGGUGGCCAGCCCCGUCCUCAGCCGUCUGAGAACCAGAGAGGAGGAGAACGGAGAGCUCGGAGUGGGCACCGUGUACACCAAGACCAACGCAGAGAUCGAGAUGAAGAAGAUCAAUAGAGAGGAAUUCUGGGAACAAGCCAAGCGUGAAGAAGAGUUGAGAAAGGAGGAGGAGAGGAAGAAGGUUGCGGAGGAGAGGCAACGCUUUGAGGAGGAGAGGAUGGAGCUGGAAAGGAAGGAGCAAGAGGAUAGAGAGAAGAGGUACCGCGAAAGGGAGAGGCAAAUUGAGGAACACAGAAAGAAGAUGCAAGAGGAAGAGGAGGCCAAAGAGAGGACACGGAACCAGCCCCUCAUAACAGCAGAACCUAGCUAUGAGGAUCUGGAGAAAGAGAACAAGGAGACGGAAGUGGAGGAGGCGAAAGCCCUGAUUGCCCAGCGGGCGGACAAUCCCAGGGAGUUCUUUAAGCAGAAAGAGAAGGCUGUGACCACUGGUGUGGACGUCUCUCCUGUCUCUAUCCACAGGGCCGGCCGUUUGGACAGCCCGUUACCAGGCCGUUUGGACAGCCCGUUCUUGAAGCAGCAGCACAGUCCCAGCGAGCCCAGUCCGCCCCCCCUCUGCACCCCGCCACAUGCGAGGCUGCAGCCCACUGCACCCGAUGGUGAUGAUGAAGGGAGCUCAGACCACAGCAUGGGGACGUCCCCAACGCCUAUCCCUAAAAUAGUCACCACACCCAUCCAGGAGGCAGAGGACGACAGCCGGAACGAGUGGGGUGAGCCGAAGCAGCAGCCAGGCCCAGUUCAGGAGUCCACUCCCACCAAGCCCGUUCAGAGCGUGGCCCCCCAGACCCGCCCAGACUCCCAAGCCCCGUCCUCAACCUCGGACGACUACGACCCCUUCUCAGGUUUCAGGCCCCUUCCCGCACCCACUGCCGCAGACCCCCUGGUGGACCUAUGGGACAGCAGUCCUGCCACAGGCUCCGCCCCCUCUCAGGCCCUGCCUCCUGGAGGGCGAGUCCAGCCCCUGCUGAGCUUCGACGAGAUGGGAGACGUACCAUUCUACCCGGGGGGCCCCGGGGGUGCUGAGGACGAGCCCUCCAGCCUGGUGGAUGUGGCUGGGACCCACGAUAUGACCCUGAGCUACCAGCAUGCACUGCAGCAUGCUUCAGAUGACACUCAGCUGAUGACCAAUGGGGAGACGCUGCUCAAAGAAGGGACUCAGGCGAGCGAGGGUUACUUCAGCCAAUCGCAGGAGGAGGAGGACUGCUCUGCUAAAAUGAACCCGACGCCAGUGUUUUAUAACAAGCCACCAGAGAUUGACAUCACGUGCUGGGACACGGACCCUGUAAUGGAGGACAGCGACUAGACGAUGGCGGAGUAGAACAGUCCGGUGGAGGGAAGUAGAAACAACGCAUCAUCAAUGACGAAACUGUUUUUAAAAAAGUAAUAAUAACAAGUCUUGCAUUAAAAAAAAAAAUCUGUAUAAUGUUCUAGAAUAAAACAAAAAAAUGUUAGCCACCGAAAA
This is a messenger RNA of Oncorhynchus gorbuscha (pink salmon), 2073 nucleotides long. RefSeq names its product drebrin 1 (gene dbn1). Gene Ontology annotation, biological process: neuron projection morphogenesis; regulation of actin filament polymerization; positive regulation of dendritic spine morphogenesis. The coding region runs from base 127 to 1914 and encodes 595 amino acids. The record is from RefSeq and is a predicted model, not a curated record. The transcript is spliced from 15 exons. Gene Ontology annotation, cellular component: plasma membrane; site of polarized growth; actin filament. Lineage: Eukaryota; Metazoa; Chordata; Actinopteri; Salmoniformes; Salmonidae. Gene Ontology annotation, molecular function: actin filament binding.